Messenger RNA from Phycomyces blakesleeanus NRRL 1555(-), 828 nucleotides. RefSeq lists its product as hypothetical. Bases 1 to 828 code for a protein of 275 amino acids. Gene Ontology annotation, cellular component: endoplasmic reticulum; endoplasmic reticulum-Golgi intermediate compartment; membrane. The record is from RefSeq and is a predicted model, not a curated record. The transcript has 3 exons. Lineage: Eukaryota; Fungi; Mucoromycota; Mucoromycetes; Mucorales; Phycomycetaceae. Gene Ontology annotation, biological process: Golgi organization.
AUGAGAACCGCAAUUCAAUCUUCGACUCAACGUGUGGAAUCCCUAUUUGAAUCUAUUGGAAAGCCUUUUAAACCUUAUCUCCCGGCCAUGAGCCGAUUUAUGGUGGUAGCAACUUUCUAUGAAGAUGCCUUCCGCAUCAUUCUACAAUGGCAUGAUCAGAAAAUGUAUCUCGAAAAGGCCCGUCACUUUCCAAGUGCUGUCUCGCCCCUGUUUUUAGGGUUCAAUGUGAUGGCAAUGCUAAUGUGUUCAACAUGUAUCAUCUCCAAACGUGCCGUUGGUCCAUCUGUAGCUGUACUUGCAGCUGUGGUUGCAGCACAGGCUAUUGCAUAUGGUCUUGUAUUUGAUAUGCUAUUCUUUUUGCGCAAUCUGUCAGUGACGGGUGGUUUAUUGCUUUGCCUUUCAGAAUCAAUCCUCCGACGACGAUCGAGUAAAUCGGUAUUUGCAUCCUUACCCCAGCUAUCCGAAAGCGAACGUCACAAAUACUUCCAGUUGGCUGGACGUGUAUUAUUGGUAUUGCUGUUUAUUGGUUUCAUUUUCAACGGCACCUGGAAUAUGCUUCGGAUUAUCGUGUCUGUGAUGGGAUUGCUGGCGUGUGGUAUGGUCGUGGUCGGUUUCCGUGCCAAAUGGUCGGCUACUUUCCUCGUCUCACUUUUGUGCGUUAUGAACUUUUUGGUGAACAAUUGGUGGUCAGCUCACCACUCCAAUUACAAGCGCGACUUUCUCAAGUACGACUUUUUCCAGACUCUGAGCAUUAUGGGAGGUCUUUUACUUCUGAUAUCUAUUGGUCCUGGAGGCUUAAGUUAUGAUGAAAAGAAGAAAGAAUAUUAA